GGGGAAAGUAAGCUUGGCUUCAGUGAGGAGGGAAGAGACAGAAGCCAGGACAGACAGAGACAACUUUCUUCCACACUCUCUGUAAUCAUUUUUUUCCACGGUGAGCGUGUUUGGUGCGCUUGGAAAGGAGCGCGCAAUCUUUCUAGUCACUUUAGAGGUUUUUUAUGUUUGUGGGGAGGCGCUCCAAAUUAAGAUAAGUGAGAGCAGUGGAUGUGAAAAGCGGCUGAAGGUUUUUAUCACAGAGCCGGAGGAAUGUAUCCAAGUCGGGCAACAGCGGCGGCGGCAGCGACGUGCCAGCGUCAGUGGAGAUGUCCAGCGUGCGCUCUGUGGAUCACACUGCUCCUCCAAAGUGUCCUGGACCUGAGCGCGUCUGGGUCUGAAUUUCCCCAAGACCCCAGUGUGAUAGCUACCACCUCAUGGAACACCUCUAGUGAUGGAUCCCUCUUCAUCCGCCUGGAAUCUCCCCUGAACAACAUCACCACCUCUCUGGGUCAGACGGCCGAGCUCUUCUGUCGCGUGGCUGGCAACCCUCCGCCCACCGUCCGCUGGCUGAAGAACGACGCCCCCGUCGUGCAGGAGCCGCGCCGAGUCUCCUACCGGUCCACGCCGUAUGGAUCGCGACUCCGGAUCCGCAACCUGGACACGACUGACACGGGCUACUUCCAGUGCGUCGCCACUAACAACCAGGGCACUGUGUCCACCACGGGCGUGCUGUUUGUCAAGUUUGAUCCACUCCCUACACCUCUGCCAGGAAGGCCAACGGAGGAAUUUGACGAGGAGGGAUUCUGCCAGCCGUACAGAGGCAUAGCCUGCGCGCGCUUCAUCGGGAACCGCAGCAUCUUUGUGGAUUCGCUGCAGAUGCAGGGCGAGAUUGAGACCCAGAUUACAGCGGCCUUCACUAUGAUUGGCACGUCCAACCAUCUGUCCGACCGCUGCUCCCAGUUUGCCAUCCCGUCUCUCUGCCACUUCGCCUUCCCGACGUGCGACCGCAGCUCGGGAGCGGACAAACCCCGAGACCUGUGCAAGGACGAGUGUGAGAUCCUGGAGAACGACCUGUGCAAGACGGAGUACAUCAUCGCGCGCUCGAACCCUCUAAUCCUGAAGAGGCUGAAACUGCCAAACUGUGAGGACCUGGCUGCCUCCGAGAGUCCAGAGGCUGCAAACUGCCUGAGGAUAGGCAUCCCCAUGGCCGAGCCCAUUAACAAGAAUCACAAAUGUUACAACAACAGCGGGUCAGACUACCGUGGGACAGUCAGUAUGACAAAGUCGGGGCGCCAGUGUCAGCCGUGGAACUCCCAGUAUCCUCACAGCCACACCUACCUGGCUAUUCGCUACACCGAGUUAAACGGCGGGCACUCGUACUGUCGCAACCCGGGGAGCAAGCACGAGGCCCCCUGGUGCUUCACACUGGAUGAAGGAGUUCGCAUGGAGCUUUGUGAAAUUCCCAUCUGUGACCAUAAAGACAGGUCUGGCGGCGGCAACAUGGAGAUCUUGUACAUCCUGGUUCCCAGUGUGGCCAUCCCAUUAGCCAUCGCCUUGCUGUUCUUCUUCAUUUGUGUGUGCCGCAACAAUCAGAAGUCCUCCAGUCCUCCUGCCCCUCGCCAACCCAAACCAGUGCGAGGACAAAACGUGGAGAUGUCCAUGCUCACAACGGCAUACAAGCCCAAGAGUAAAUCUAAAGAGCUUCCUUUGUCAGCCGUGCGCUUCAUGGAGGAGAUGGGCGAGUGCACUUUGGGGAAGAUCUACAAGGGUCACCUGUAUCUGCCUGGCAUGGACCAGGCACAGCUUGUGGCCAUUAAAACCCUGAAGGACAUCUCCAGUACCCAGCAGUGGGGAGACUUCCAGCAGGAGGCUGCAGUGCUGACAGAGCUCCAACACCCAAAUGUGGUGUGUCUGCUGGGUGUGGUGACCCAGGAGCAGCCGGUCUGCAUGCUCUUCGAGUUUCUCCCACAAGGCGACCUCCACGAGUUCCUCAUCAUGCGCUCGCCGCACUCUGACGUCGGCUGCAGCAGCGACGAGGACGGCACGGUCAAAUCCAGCCUGGAUCAUGGAGACUUCCUGCACAUGGCCCUACAGGUGGCUGCUGGGAUGGAGUACUUGGGGAGUCACUUCUACAUCCACAAAGACCUCGCUGCACGCAACAUUUUAGUUGGGGAACAGCUUCACGUCAAGAUCUCAGACUUGGGUCUCUCCAGAGAGAUCUACUCCUCAGACUACUACUGCGUCCAGCCUAAAACGCUGCUGCCCAUACGCUGGAUGUCCCCAGAGGCCAUCACCUACGGCAAGUACACCACGGACUCGGACAUGUGGUCGUUCGGCGUCGUGCUGUGGGAGAUGUUCAGCUACGGCCUGCAGCCCUACUAUGGCUUCUCCAACCAGGAAGUGAUGGAGAUGGUGAGAAAGAGGCAGCUGCUGCCCUGCCCUGAGGACUGCCCGCCAAGGUUCUAUGGUUUGAUGACCGAGUGUUGGCAGGAGGGACCAGGACGUAGGCCGAAGUUCAAGGACAUCCACGCCCGCCUGCGAGCCUGGGAGGGGCUUUCAUCCCACGCCAGUUCGAGCACGCCCUCUGGUGGAGGUAACGCCACCACCCAGACCACCUCGCUUAGUGCCAGCCCCGUCAGCAACCUCAGCAACCCUCGUUAUGCUGCCGCCGCGGGUUACCUCUACCCAGCCCAGGCUAUUCCGUCACCAGGCCAGAUGGCCGCCAUUCCAGCCUGGACACCCAUGGCUGUGCCCCAAACCCACCAGCGCUUCAUCCCCGUCAACGGAUACCCCAUCCCGACGGGAUACGCGGCUUUUCCUGCCCACUUCGCUCCCCCGGCUCCACCCACCAGGGUAAUCCAGCACCACCUGCCGCCUCCGAAAAGCCGCUCGCCCAGCAGCGCGAGCGGCUCCACCAGCACGGGUCACGUCAGCGGCGUCCCCUCCACCACGGGCUCUAACCAUGACGCCAACGUGCCCCUGCUCUCCCACUGCAUCAUGCCAGGGAGCGGCGGCGUUUCAGCCCAGAUGUACGGACAAGUUACCCAGAAGGGGAUGGGACAGCUGGGCCACGUUGAUUCUGACGUACUGAUGUACAAUGACUCGGUCAUCACCGCAGACCUGUAGACACACACACACACACACACACACAUAUGAGAAGUUCUGCCUCUCACCCAGGGACCUGGUGUAAACAAAUCUAACCUGAUCACGCAGAGACAAACAGAAACAGGUCUGGAUGCACAUGUGGGUGUGCAACAAACACUGUCGCAGCUACACAAGUAUACACACAGCUGUUUGACACAGGUUCCAGCAAGUGUACUUACUACCAUGGUUUGAAAAAAAUGUUUGAUAUUUUAACCUCUUGUAAAUACGGUACUUAAGUCCUGAAUGAAUGAAACACAAAGAUAUAUAUUCAAAAGAACAUUUUUUUUUUUAUAUGGGAAAACACUUUAAGGGUGAAAAGUAGCAUGAGCAUCCUGUGUCUUUUCUCCCGUGUCGACGAGUCAAAGGUGUGUUUCGUGCAGGACGUUCAUACGCGUGGCCUUUGAGCAGCGAGUGUGACCCGCUUCUCCAAAUUGUUUCUGAACACGAAAAUACAAAAGUAUUCUUGUACAGCGAAAGAAAAGUGCAUAAAGUGAGCAAGAACGGGAAGAAGCGAGAGAUGUGGUGGGGUUUUACUGAGAAGACCAGUGUCCAACUCGCCAAAUACAAGUAACAAGUAACCUUGCCAUGAAACGAACUAAACUUUAGUUGUUUAGAUUUUUCACAUGGGAGCUUUUCCAACAAAAAUACUUUUGUGCUGAAUGUGACAACUGAAUGUUUUCACUCCACCUCAAAGUGACUCUUCAGCAGCAUGGACGCACACGUGGACCUUUGAUUUCCCACCUCAGGACGUUACAGUCGCGUCCACGCUGAGACUGAACAUUAGAUUCUGCAUCAGCUUCUCUCUCCACUUUCCUGAAUGUUGUGCACCCUCUAUCAUUGUGUCUGCUCUCUUCAUGGUCUCCGUCUUCUCACCUCGCAGCCAAUGUUGGCUUCUGACGUCAACGCCGGCUGCAGAGAACCCUCCUCCAGAUCUACACAUGAAAUCACACAGCAGUUUUAUCCUCACAGGCAGUGCCAAUUUUACUGUCAGUCACAUUAACUGAAGUUUCAGGCCUAUUUUUAAGAAAAAAAAAAGCUUUUUAUUUUUUUUAGAUUGGAUUUGAUAUUUAAAGAUUUUUUAUUAUUAUUUGGUGCUUACAUGUUGAAAGAAUGUCCAGAUUUUUUUUACAGGGCUUUGUCUUUGCAUCAUUUUUACUUCCCCUGUUUUACAUUAUGUAUUGUGCAACUCAUAAUAGUUACAUGCAUGUGUGCAUAUAUGCAUUUACUCUGAUAAUCAUGUUGCGAUAUGAAGACGUGUGUGUGUGUGCGUGUGUGUGUUAGGGCUGAUAACUUCAUCCAAAUUUGAUCUAAAUCGCAAUAUUUGUUCAAGCUGAAAUGUGCGUCAAAGUAUCAUUUGAUAUGAAUUAUUGUGUUUGUUUCUCACAGAUCUGCACAAACAUCACACUAUAAUAAUCAUUUUAAAUGUGUUUUUUCCCCAAAUGAAAAGGAGAAUAAAGAUGUAAAAAAUGCCCAUUCCCUCUGAUAUCGCGAAUCAUAUCGCCAUCACAAUUCCUGUCAAAAUAAUCCCAAUUAGGUAUUUAUUCAAAAUCGUUCAGCCCUAGCAUGUGUGUAUGUGUGCGUGUGUUCUUGUAUAAUGUUACCUCUUUAGAACCUUUAAAACCAGUAGUCCUCAUGGAGACCAAAACCUGGUCCUAAUGUCUGAGGAACUGGUUACAUUUGAACUGUUGUCACGUUAACUGGUCACAUUUGAUUAAGCUGAAGUCGAUGCAGUGUCCUAAGAAGAAUAGCUGUGUGAAUAUGUGUGUGUGUGUGUGUGUUUGGUAAAUGAAAACCUCUCAGUCAACUGCAAUGAUCACAUGAUAAUGGGUGAUGAAGAUGCACGACGAAAUAGGAAGCUUUUGUUUGAUGAGAAACAUUUAUUUUUAGAAGCAGCAGCAGCAGGAGAACGGGUUGUGGUCGUAGCUGUGUCGCAGACAAUCAUUUUGUCUUCGUGUGUUGCACUCGCUGCUGUCGUUUGUCGACUGCGUUACCAAUCUGAUGUAUUUGUCAAGCACACGAGGAUCUCGUGAUGGCAUGAAGAACAAAAGUUCCCAAGAGACAUUUGCUGAAUGUAUAGAUCAACAAGACUUCAGUAUUAAUCCCGUCCUAAAGUCACGCUGUAGAGUUCAUAUUUAAGUCACUCUGAUUCAUAUUAGCCGGACUGAGCUUUAAAUUUGAACGACAUCACCGAUGAACUCCCUGAUGUUAAAUCCAGUUCAAACGUAUCUCAAUCCUUCAAGUUUUCUUUUAGCUUUUUGUUUUUGUAUCUUUUUUGUUUGUUUGAUUUUUUCGUUUGGCACACAUGGAGCUACCUAGGCAUCUUGAGUUUGUGCACACGACCUCUAUCAUGGAAAGGACAUACUGUGUGCGUGCGUGCGUGCGUGUGUGUGCGUGUGUGCGUGCUAUAACAGUGCAAAAACCACUUGUACACAAGACUGUGAAGCUUAAUCAUGUCUAGGUUUUUGGUUGUUUGGCAAAUGACGGAACCUCGUUCAUUUCAUUCUUAGAUAUUUGUUAAAGAACACGGAAAAACACAUUUGAUUUGAAUUUGAUAACGAUGGACCCAUCAGAAGGUUUACAUUCUUAAUCCUUUGACCAAGAGAGGCCUUUGUCUUUGUAUUUUGUCCGAACAUUUUUUGCACAAAUGUUUUGUAUUUUGCAAAAUCAUGUAUUAAAAUGAUGUCGUUUGGUAAAUA
This is a messenger RNA of Solea solea (common sole), 5822 nucleotides long. RefSeq names its product receptor tyrosine kinase-like orphan receptor 1 (gene ror1). The record is from RefSeq and is a predicted model, not a curated record. Gene Ontology annotation, biological process: cell surface receptor protein tyrosine kinase signaling pathway; positive regulation of kinase activity; protein phosphorylation. Gene Ontology annotation, cellular component: signaling receptor complex. The coding region runs from base 253 to 3108 and encodes 951 amino acids. Lineage: Eukaryota; Metazoa; Chordata; Actinopteri; Pleuronectiformes; Soleidae. The transcript has 12 exons. Gene Ontology annotation, molecular function: ATP binding; protein binding; protein kinase activity.